Marasmius oreades (fairy-ring Marasmius) is the source of this 1736-nucleotide messenger RNA. RefSeq lists its product as uncharacterized. The record is from RefSeq and is a predicted model, not a curated record. Bases 105 to 983 code for a protein of 292 amino acids. Lineage: Eukaryota; Fungi; Basidiomycota; Agaricomycetes; Agaricales; Marasmiaceae. The transcript is spliced from 6 exons.
CUUUGUCCUCCCCAGCCAGGUAAACGGAGAAGUUUGAAUGUUCAAACAUUCAAUACUGUUCCGUCGUCUGGCGAUCGAUAGGGCCCUUCUGGCUUUCGACUACGAUGGACACAGGUUUCUCCUUCUCGCCGACACCUGUCUCGUUCGAACUGGACACCUUGCCACCCGUCGAUAUGAUCCUGCUUUCCAACGACUCCGUCGUAUUCUACACCUGCGAAACUACUCUUCUCGACGUCUCCACUAACUCCUUCCGCAAUCUCCUUCCAUUCCCAUUCCCAACUCACCAUGGAGACGGAAGCAUCAAUCCUUCUGAGAGAAUCCUCACUUUACCCGAAAUCCCCUCCUCCGAGCUCGAAAUCAUGCUCUUAGCGAUCCAUAACGUCCCCCGGAACAACAACUCACCCUCACUCUUCGACGUCAACAUUAUUACUCGAGCCAUCGAUCGUCUCCCCGAAUAUGGAAUCCCUCCAGACACUCGGAUCACUCCUACAUCUCAGAUAUAUCACCUAAUGCUAUCCUGCGCGCCUUUGUACCCACUGGAGAUCUACGCGCUAGCAGCUCAGUACGAGAUACAUUCCCUAGCAGUGACCGUAUCCAGUCAUGCGCUGAGUCUCGAACUGUCCGAGGUGAGUGUCGAGUUGUCGAGGAGAAUGGGGGCGAUUUAUCUCUUAUGGCUGUUCCAAUUACAUAUGGGGAGGACGGAGAGGUUGAAGGUAUUGUUGACGGCUGAGGUGGGACUUCAUAAUCCGACGGCGGAGUGUAGUUUUACGAACCAGAAGACGUUGAAGAGGAUGUGGAAUUUGGCGGUGGCUAAGUUGUUGUUUGUGAUUAAACCUGAUACGACGACUGCGCUGAUUAGGGAUACGGUUAUGGAACAUACCUCCGAGUUGACCUGCCCAGAUUGUUUGAAUCUCAGAGACAAGCAGCUCAAUAUGGUCAUCACUGAAUGGUCGGUGACAAGGCGUACAAUCGGUGACAGUUAAAGUUGUAUCUUAUGAUAGCAUGUUCUUGAUCGUUUCAGGCAGUCUACCCGGACCGUAUUCUGUACUCACCCGACCCCGAGCAAAGCAAAUAGCAGACUGCGGCGCUGAAAAUUUCACUCGGCGACAGCUCGGUCUGAGAGCCCACUUCCGAGUCAGACAUCUCAUCUGCAUUCCUCGUGGCUCUCGCCUUCUCUUCCAUAUCGUCUGUCUGGGCGUUGAAGAAGAGGAAGGCGUCGUAGAGGAAGGCGCACCUAAAGGUCCUUCAUCCGGCUUGUCCGUCCUUGAAGCUUGAAGUCCCAGAGCCAACAAGCGCGAGCUCCAUCGUCCUCGGUGAAAGUCUCAAACUUCCCUCAGAUACUCGAGUGCUUCUUCUCCUCGCCUGCAUAUCACCCAUAUACCAGCCAACGACGCACUCUGACAAGUCCUUGAUAUCCUCCAUCUGCAUUUGAAAAGCAUGGAUUGUUGAUAAUGAAAUUGAUAAUCCCCAUCACUUGUAGCACAUUCUUGAUGACCUUCCUACACGUUUAUUUCUUCUCGGCCAACAUCAAAGGACAUUUCCUCCCGUACUUCUCCGCAAGAAGGUCGACGAGAGCGACAAACAACCCGUUUCCAUCAUAGCUUUCAGCUGGAGCUGUUUGUUCAACUUCAAUCAGGAGGGAAAAAGGGAAUACGGACACUACGAGAUGACGAAGCGGACCCCAAACCCAACUUUGGCAGGAAAAAUGAAGGAACGUAUCACAAGGUCAAAAUAGC